Molecule: messenger RNA, 1426 nt
Organism: Solanum dulcamara
Lineage: Eukaryota; Viridiplantae; Streptophyta; Magnoliopsida; Solanales; Solanaceae
Product: zinc finger protein ZAT1-like
Exons: 1
Coding region: 315-1226 (303 amino acids)
Biological process (GO): regulation of DNA-templated transcription
Source: RefSeq, a predicted model, not a curated record
AAAAAUAAAAAAAAUAAACACUUUUAAGUUUUAAAAAACUUAACCAAGUGUCAAGUAGUUUUGAGAUAAUAAAUUAACUUUGUAAACCUCUCUGUAAUUGGUUGAGGAAUGCUUGUCACCUACUCCUCUUAAAAGCUUAAGUUCCCACUCCCACUCUACUUCUCUUCCUCAACUUUUCUCCUAGAAAAAAAUAAAUUAAAAUUCUAUACAUACAUACAUUUGUAUCUAUAUAUAUUCCUAGUAAUUCUAAAGUAAAUUGCUAAUCUUUGAUCUGCUCUGUUUUUGUUUUUUGUUUUUUUGUUUUUUGUUGCUGAAUGAUCUCUAUGAGUAUGGAAAAGCAUAAAUGCAAGUUAUGUUCAAAGAGAUUCUUGAGUGGAAAAGCUUUAGGUGGUCACAUGAGGUCUCAUUUAAUACCUCUACCACUUCCACCUAAGACUCCGCCGUUAAAUCAAGAUUCCGGCGGCCGUACCGAGUCAACUCUGUCACUCUGUUCAUCGGAAAAUCAAGAAGAUAAAAUUGUGGAAGAGAAAGAUUUUUAUUAUGGGUUGAGAGAAAACCCAAAGAAAAGCUUCAGAAUGAUAGAUCCUGAGUUUUUAGAUGAUGGGUUUGUGGUACAAGACAGAGAAAGUGAGACUGAGUCGGAAAAAAACUCAACAAAUCGGAGUAGAAGAUCUAAAAGAAGUCGAAGAAUGGUUGAAAAUGAUGAACGAAUUGAGGAAGAGAAAGUAACUGAUUUUGGGUCAUUGAGUUUGUAUUCAGAUGAUGCAGAUAUUGCUAUGUGUUUAAUGAUGCUUUCAAGAGAUGUCACAAAAUUGAAGCCAAAAUACCAAUGUGGGAUUUGUUACAAAAUGUUCAAAACUUCUCAAGCUUUAGGUAGUCAUAAAACCAUUCACAAGAACAAACACAAGAGCUAUGAGGAAGAAGAAGAGGCGCAAAAAAUAUCAUCAAAGAGAAAACUAAAACUAGUUGCAAGUGUGGAUCAGAAAUUGCAUGAAUGCCUAUUUUGUGGGAAAUUUUUUCAAUCAGGUCAAGCAUUAGGUGGUCAUAAAAGAUCACAUCUUGUUAUUAUGAGUUCAUCAACAACAACAGGUUCUUGUUCAUCAACAAAACUUGGUGAUAGUUUAAUGGAAUACUCAAAUUCAGCUAAUUUACCCAAUGAGUUCAUAGAUCUUAACAUGCCAGCACCACUUGAAGACAAUGAUUUUUUCCAACAAGAAUUUGCAUGAGAGGUUAAAGAAUUGUCUUUUAGUUAUUUUUUCUUAAAUGGGGUUUGCUUAUCUGUAGAAAAAGUAAUGAUCUUUAUUAGUCCCAUUUUAGCUCCUCUUGUUUUGGGGAUAGCUGUAACUUGUAACACAACAUUGCUUUGAAACUUUCACAAGCAACCUGGACAAUUAGUUGCAGAUGCAAACAACUGAUACAGUACUGU